Messenger RNA from Suillus subaureus, 2080 nucleotides. RefSeq names its product FAD-linked oxidase-like protein. Gene Ontology annotation, biological process: lactate catabolic process. Gene Ontology annotation, cellular component: mitochondrion. The record is from RefSeq and is a predicted model, not a curated record. Gene Ontology annotation, molecular function: FAD binding; D-lactate dehydrogenase (NAD+) activity; D-lactate dehydrogenase (cytochrome) activity. Bases 377 to 2080 code for a protein of 567 amino acids. The transcript has 13 exons. Lineage: Eukaryota; Fungi; Basidiomycota; Agaricomycetes; Boletales; Suillaceae.
ACUGAUAACAUUUUGCCGCACCGACCAUGCUUGGUACCAGUCUCUGUUCCACGUCAAAGUCUUCGUGGCGUAAUAUAUUAUUGUCAUAGACAUGAGGUUGCACCUCUCAUGCCUUGUACACUCGGGACCGAUUGUGACGGAGAGGUGUCAAACGCCUGCUGCUUGCUCGGCCCAAUCACAGGCCUCCUAUAGAACCCGAAUUUGCCGAACUUCUUUUCUUUGCUCAGUGUUGGGCUCGGUUCGAAUUAGAUUAAUUGCCAGGCGAGCCGCCGCUCUAUCAACAGCUUAAAGUCCCACUGAUCUCCACUGAUGGCCGGUGCAAGAGGAUACGAGGCUCUCUCCGUGUCUCCCCUUGUAUCAGACUCAUGCACUAGUUAUGACCUUUACGAUUACACGAUUUAUCUCUCUGGGUCUUUCUGCUAGAACGAGCAAGGUUUCCUUGCGAUUCUUUCCCUCCGCAAGCGCUAGCUCCAGAUGUAUCAAUAUUCAUCCCUUCUCGCGACCAAUUAGGACCCCUCCCCGCCAAUUGUAUAGUACUACUACAGUUAGAACUGCCAAAUCCUUUGGAUCUGCAGUUGCAGUUGCAGUAAUCGCCGGUGGAGCCUCACUCUUCUUUGCCCUGACACGCUCUCGAGAUACCGGCCCUCCAAACCUGACAGCGGAAGCCGCUGUUGAGAUUGUUCCCACUGCUCCUCAGACUGGUUCUGAGCCGACAGGCAAUUUUACCAAGGCCCUCGAAGACUUGCAGGCGGAAUUCCCAGAACCCUCUGUUGUAUCUACCGACCCCGGUGAACUGUAUGCCUAUGCACAGUCAGCGUACUCUCAAUUUGUUGGAUUACCCCAUACCAUUGUUGUACACGUUCGAAGCACCGAAGAUGUUGUAAAGGUAGUAAAGAUAGCUAACAGGUAUCUCGUUCCAAUUGUACCAUACUCGGGAGGGACUAGCUUGGAAGGAAACUUGUCUGCUCCAUCCUCUGGAUCAAUAUGCGUAGAUCUCUCUGCUCUUGACAAGAUCAUAGCAAUCCAUGAGUCGGAUGCAGAUGUGGUUUGCCAAGCUGGGGUCACCUGGAAUCAUCUGAAUGAAACGCUAAGUGAAAAGGGCAUUCCGUUGUUUUUUCCGCUUGAUCCUGGUCGCAAUGCCACGAUAGGUGGCAUGAUGUCAACUGGGUGCUCUGGAACCAAUGCGGUCAGAUAUGGAACAGCAAGAGGUGAAUGGAUUCUUAACGCCACGGUGGUACUUCCGUCGGGCGAAGUGAUCAAGACACGACAGCGCGCCCGCAAGUCAUCGGUGGGUUUUGAUCUCACCAAAUUGUUCAUAGGUGCAGAAGGCACCCUCGGAAUUAUCACGGAAGCCACAUUGCGUCUAGCUCCCGUUCUGCCCAGCACUGUUGCCGUUGCGCAAUUCCCUGAUGUUCGACAUGCAACCAAUGCAUGCGUCGAGAUCAUCGAUGAACUUACUAUCAAGGCGCUAAACCAAUUUGGGACGUCUGCGAGAAAGUGGCCAGAGAAAGUGACUCUCUUCUUCAAGUUCCAAGGCUCGGACAAUGCAAUUCAGGAAACGUCACAGUAUGUGGAAAGCGCGGUUGUGAAGCAUGGGGCGACCGAUUACCAACUUGCUGCAAACAAGCAAGAAAGCGAGGAUAUCUGGCAGGACCGGAGAAAUGCGCUUUUCGCGUGCCUUGCAUAUCGUCCAGGAUGUCAAGGAUGGAUGACUGACGUAUGCGUCCCAGUGUCACGCCUACCUGAUCUUAUCUCUGCUGCGAAAAAAGACUUUGAGGAACUCGGUCUAGUUGCGCCAAUCGCUGGCCAUGUUGGCGAUGGUAACUUUCACGCUCUUGUUCUCUAUGCGGAUGACGCGGAGCUUGCCCUUGUACGAGAAGCAGUUAGUAGGAUCAAUCACAAAGCCAUCGAACUCGAAGGAACAUGCACAGGGGAGCACGGCGUUGGUACGGGUAAACGCAACUACCUCUUGACUGAACUUGGGGAAGGCACAGUAGCCCUCAUGAGAACCAUCAAACAGACACUAGAUCCCCACAACUUGUUUAACCCAGGAAAGGUAAGUAGUUCCUCUGUGAAGUAG